Molecule: messenger RNA, 1053 nt
Organism: Penicillium odoratum
Lineage: Eukaryota; Fungi; Ascomycota; Eurotiomycetes; Eurotiales; Aspergillaceae
Product: zinc-binding alcohol dehydrogenase family protein
Exons: 1
Coding region: 1-1053 (350 amino acids)
Molecular function (GO): oxidoreductase activity, acting on NAD(P)H
Source: RefSeq, a predicted model, not a curated record
AUGCAAGCGGCCACCCGUGCGAUUUUCACCGACCACAACGGCGAGCCAUACAUUGGCACAGUCGACGAAAGCUACGAGCCUCUUCCAACUGAGGUUCUUGUCAAGGUCGAAUUCUCCGGAAUUAACCCUGCUGACCUCGGCCACGCGAGGGUAGGAUUCAACAAUACCGUCGCGGGGUACGACUUCUCGGGGAUCGUCAUCAAAGCAGGCACCGCCAAAGAGGGGCAGUUCCAACCCGGUGACCGCGUUCUUGGAUUUGCUGCGCCUGCCUUGGAUAAGCCAAACCAGUAUGGUGUGCACCAGGAACUCCAUUGCGCCAGACAUUUUGUCUACCACGUUCCCCCUUCGAUGCCCAUGGAAGAUGCCGCUUGCCUCAUGGUUGUGACCCAUACCGCUGCUGAUGCUCUCUUCAAUCAACUCCAGCUUUCUUUUGAAGAUGAGUCUCAGCCUCUAUUGGUUUGGGGUGGCUCAAGUGCUGUUGGGAGUGCUAUCAUCCAACUCGCCAAAAAGGCAGGAUGUUACCCAAUCCUCACCACUGCAUCCCCUAAGAAUCAUGCGAAACUCUUAGAAAUUGGUGCAACGGAAUGUUUUGAUUAUAAUGAUCCCAAGGUUGUGCAAAAAAUUCUAUCUGCUCUCACAAGAUACACUACCAAGCCGUUGAAGCGAGUGGUGGAUUCGGUUGUCUCACGCGGACAGCCUUCAUCGACCAGUCUUUGCGAGGCUUGUGUCAAUGAUUCAACCGAUGCUUUAUUCACUUCUCCAAUUCCUGCUGCGAGUGAUGCGAAGAAUCAUUGGAGCCGUACCUUUGCCUGCAGGAAUGUUGACGUCGACUUCAAACUUCCGAACGGAAUCGUGCUCAAGCACACUCCUAAUCAGCCUAUGCAAGACAAAAUCGACCAAGCUACCAGCUGGGCUAUUUCAAACUAUGGACAGGGUUACCGUAUGCCAAAUGUUGUGGUGGUGAAAGGCGGGGAAGAGGGAAUACGUGCCAUGCUUGAUGUUUCCGCAGGAAAGGUCAGCAUGCAGAAGUUUGUGAUUGAGCAUCCUAUCUGA